AAAUCUUAUCUUCAUCCAGAUAGUGUGUACAUUAUACGGUUGUGUAACAAUUAGCUUUCAACUCAUAAAACCAAAGCUCAGCACAAAAAACAGCUGACUUUACUCUUACUCUUUUAUCAGGACUGGUGUGUUGCCACAAAAGCUGUUUUGAAUCUUUUUGGCUUUGGUACAGUGGCUCAAAGUUCUCUCGGUGCUAAUGAAAUAAGAGUGGGGUUUGGGGAGGAUGGGAGACCAGUGGCCUAGUGUCUAGUGAUCUGUCUGCUCCUUCAACAUGAGGCUCCUGGGCAUCGUCUGCAGCCUGGCUCUUCUCGCCGUCUCCUCCUCCUUCACAAUUAAGAGGCCUGCCAGAGAAAAAUCUCAUGCCAUUGAUGAAGAUGGUCUCAUCAGAAGGGAUAUCCCAUUCAUCAAUAAAGGAUUGAAAACUCCAGUUGUGCAAGGGGACAUUGCUUUACCUCCUGGACGUAAUGCACUGACUGACAAGACCUACAGAUGGGACUUCCCCAUACCGUACAUCCUGACGAACGCCCUUGAUCUGAAUGCCAAGGGGGUGAUACACCAGGCCUUUGAAACAUACCGCCUUAAGUCCUGUGUGGACUUUAAACCUCAUGAGGGAGAGAAGAGCUUCAUCAAGUUUCAAAAACUAGAUGGUUGCUGGUCGAUGGUUGGAGACUUGAAGGAAGGUCAGCAGCUCUCCCUAGGUGACGGCUGCGACUACAAAGGCACCAUCAUGCAUGAACUCCUUCACGCCCUCGGCUUCUACCACGAACAGUCCCGCUCUGACAGGGAUGACUAUGUCGACAUCUGGUGGGACCAAGUCCUGCCUGGUAUGGAGCAUAACUUUGACAAGUAUGAUGACACAUUCAUAACAGACCAAAACACACCUUAUGACUAUGAGUCCAUCAUGCACUAUGACCCCUACUCCUUCAAUAAGGACCCUGAAUACCCCACCAUCACAGCCAAGGACCCUGAGAAGACCAAGUUGCUUGGCCAGUACAAUGACUUCAGUGAUCUGGACCUGCUGAGGCUGAAUAGGAUGUACAACUGUUCUGCUCCCUUGACUCUGUUGGACCAGUGUGCUUUUGAGUCCACCAAUGUCUGUGGAAUGAUUCAGAACGCAAAGGACACCGCAGACUGGACCCACACACCAAGCUCUCCAGCAUCGACCGACCAUACUCUGGUGGGACAGUGCAACAAUGCUGGAUUCUUCAUGCAUUUCCCCACCAACCUGGGAAUUCCUGAUGACUCAGCAUUUUUAGAGUCCAGGAUCCUGUACCCUAAAAGGAAGCUCCAAUGUCUGCAGUUCUUCUACAAGAUGACUGGAAACCCGAAGGACAAACUCGUGAUUUGGGCCAAGAGAGAGGACCCUAAAGGGAACACCCUCUCCACCACUGCAGCUGCCACUUUCAUGGGUGAUGAUGACCAUUCCUGGAAAAUUGCCCAUGUGCCUUUCAAGAUGGACGGCAAAUUCCGUUAUGCCUUCCAGGGUCUCCGUGGAGACCCAUCCAGCUCCCGGGGAGGCAUCGUGAUCGACGACAUCACCUUAGCCGAGACGCGGUGCCCGAGUGGCGUUUGGCGCAUAGCCAACUUCAGCCAGCUCAUAGCCACAAUGGCCCCUGGCGAGUACCUGCAGAGCCCGCGUUUCCACAGCCCUGAGGGCUACGGCUUCGGCAUCCAGCUCGUCCCCAAUUCAGAGGUGUACCGCGGGUACAUUGGCGCCUUCUUCCAUGUCACCAGCUGGGUGAAUGAUCACGUGCUGCAGUGGCCGGUGGGGAACCGGCAGGUUACCAUCACGGUGAUGGAUCAGGACCCCGAUGUGACUCGCAGGCAGUCCUUCUCCUACAGCUUCACCACAGUGGAAAAACACCUCGUAUCUGGUUCCAACGACUUUUUCUGGGACAACCCUGCAAAGGUGGGGACUUACGACCCUUCCUGUGACUGCUACCGUGGCUGGACUUGGGGCUGGAAUGGUUACUUCUCCCAUUAUGACCUGCAGAAGAGGAGCUACUUGAAGAAUGAUGAUCUCAUUCUCUUCAUUGAGUUUGAAGAUCUCACCUCUCUGGUUAAUGUUGUGCAGCCAAGAGGAGACGCUACCUAAGAAGGGGAAAAGAGAUGUACAUUUCUCCACCACAGGCUUUGAUCAAUCUCAGCAGUCAGUAAUCAGUAUUUUAGGCCAUCUUAACCAAACAACAUGCAUUUUAACAGGUAAAGAUUUGUAAAUAUGUAUGUAAAAGCCCCCAAAUCUCUCCCCAACCCUGGUCUUGCAGACACAAGGGAACACCUGUUCUGCACCAGUAAUCCUUUACAGUCACAUUUUAACACCAAGAGACAGCUUGCGCUGGUACUAAACAUUAGUUCUCUAACACUCACAAUGUGUAAUGCAUAACCCAGUUGGCCCCUCCAUAACUGAUUGUCUCCCCAUCUUGUAAACUUUAAGCUGAAAGGUAAACACUGCCUCACACACUGUGAUUGUGUGUUACGUGUCUUAUAUUCCCCAUGUCUUACUGUUUGGCCAAUGAAAGCAAAACUGUAUAAGCUGCUCCUAUUACUUAUUAAAGAGCUUUUUCCUGCAUGAA
This is a messenger RNA of Clupea harengus (Atlantic herring), 2573 nucleotides long. Its product is annotated as meprin A subunit alpha-like. Gene Ontology annotation, molecular function: metalloendopeptidase activity; protein binding; zinc ion binding. Gene Ontology annotation, biological process: proteolysis. Gene Ontology annotation, cellular component: membrane. Lineage: Eukaryota; Metazoa; Chordata; Actinopteri; Clupeiformes; Clupeidae. The record is from RefSeq and is a predicted model, not a curated record.